Molecule: messenger RNA, 2241 nt
Organism: Drosophila yakuba
Lineage: Eukaryota; Metazoa; Arthropoda; Insecta; Diptera; Drosophilidae
Exons: 4
Coding region: 1-2241 (746 amino acids)
Molecular function (GO): nucleic acid binding
Source: RefSeq, a predicted model, not a curated record
AUGGUUCGUUCAUUCUUGGAGAUUGACAGCAUUCAGCCUAACCAGGCUCUCCUGGACGCCAGCGAUCCCACAGAGCGUCAUUUUGCUGCCACACACAAGCGCUCGACGGACGGGGUGUACGUCGUCGAGUAUCCCUUCAAGGAGAAGGCACCGCCUAUUGAUUCGACCUUGCCACAGGCCAUCAAUCGCUUCUUCUCGCUGAAACGCAAAUUUCGUCGGUAUCCAGAAUUGAAGCAGCAGUACGAAGCUUUCCUGGACGACUACUUGCAACGUGGACAUAUGGAACAACUGCCCUCGGCUCAGGUUGAGGAGUCCCCAGACACCUGCUUCUAUUUGCCGCACCACGCUGUCAUCAAACUGGACAGUCUGACUACCAAAUGUCGUGUAGUUUUUGAUGGAUCAGGAAAGGACAGCUCUGGAGUAUCGCUCAAUGACAGACUACAUAUUGGUCCACCGAUUCAACGCGAUCUUCUUGGCGUUUGUCUGCGCUUCCGGCAGCACCAAUAUGUUUUAUGCACAGAUGUCGAAAAGAUGUUUCGAGGCAUUAAAAUUCAGCGCAUUGUUUGGCCAGCUCACGCUCUUCUGCACGAUGCCUAUGUGGACGAUAUCCCUACAGGCGCCAACACAUUCGAGGAGCUUAUGAUUCUCAAGGACGAGCUUAUAGCCCUCUUGGAUAAGGGAAAAUUCAAGCUACGCAAGUGGAGUUCUAAUAGUUGGCGUCUUCUGAAAUCAUUACCACAGGAAGAUAGAUGUUUUGAACCUAUCCAGCUCCUCAACAAAUCAGCUGCGGAUUCACCUGUCAAAGUUCUUGGUAUCCAAUGGAACCCUGGGAAGGACGUUCUGUAUCUCAACCUAAAGGGAUGCGAUGCGACCAUUUCUCCGACGAAAAGAGAACUCUUGUCUCAGCUAUCAAGAAUUUAUGAUCCGCUUGGACUGGUAGCGCCGGUCACAGUUCUACUCAAGCUAAUCUUCCAAGAAAGCUGGACAAGUGUCCUGCAGUGGGACGACCCCAUUCCUGAAAGUCUACGUACGCGCUGGAGAGCUUUAGUAGAGGAUUUGCUAGCACUUACGCAAUGCCAAGUACCACGGUAUAUUGCGUCACCAUUUCGAGAUGUUCAACUACACGGAUUCGCCGACGCAUCCUCGCACGCCUACGGUGCGGUAGUUUACGCUCGAGUUGCAGUUGGAUGCAGCUUUCAAGUGACUCUGGUUGCCGCCAAAACACGGGUGGCCCCGAUCAAGCCCGUAUCAAUUCCACCUCCCCCUCGACGGUGGAACACCUACGCCUGCAACCGAACUUCUGAGAUAUUGAGCGACUUUCCCCGUAGCUGCUGGAACCAUGUUCGCACGGAAGACAAUCCUGCUGAUUGUGCUUCCCGAGGACUUCAUCCGUCAAAGCUUCUGGAGCAUCGACUGUGGUGGAAAGGUCCGUCCUGGCUGGCCACACCCACCUCUGAGUGGCCACCUUCUACAAGCAAGUUCAGCGUAUCUUCAAGUUUCGAUGUCAACACCGAAGAACGAGCCAUAAAGCCCACGACUCUACAUAACUUUCCUGAUGAAAGUAUACACGAGUUACUCAUCCACAAAUUCUCAGCCUGGACGCGUCUUAUAAGGGUAUCUAGCUACUGUCAUCGCUUUAUUCACACCCUUCGAUCUCAUCAUAGGAAUUCGGCACCAUUCCUUACGUCUGAAGAGUUGCUGGACGCACAGCGCCGACUUAUUCGACAUGUGCAACAAAAAUCCUUUGCCAGAGAACAUGCGCGAAUCGACGCCAGCAUAACGCUGGUUCGACAUUUUCAUGUCUCCUAUCUGCACACUGGAGUUGAUGCAACGUUCACCAAUCUUCGUCAGCAGUACUGGAUUCUGGAAGCCCGCAAUCUCGUCAGAAAGGCAGUCUUCCAAUGCAAAUCCUGUUUUCUUCAACGAAAGGGCACAAACAACCAGAUCAUGGGAGAGCUACCAAUUCCUCGAGUUCAAGCUAGCCGCUGCUUUCAACACACAGGGCUGGACUACGCUGGACCGAUCGCAAUCAAGGAAUCAAAAGGAAGAACUGCACGCAUCGGAAAGGCAUGGUUUUCUAUUUUCUUGUGCCUCACUACAAAGGCACUUCACAUCGAGGUUGUUAGUGAGCUAACUACACAGGCUUUCAUCGCAGCCUUUCAACGAUUCAUUGCCCGCCGAGCAAAGACCUGUACAAAGACCCUACAUUUCAUGGAGGCAAGCAAACUUUGGAUGACAUGA